Habropoda laboriosa is the source of this 1935-nucleotide messenger RNA. It is a transcript of the gene Aduk, whose product is annotated as serine/threonine-protein kinase ULK3-like. The record is from RefSeq and is a predicted model, not a curated record. Gene Ontology annotation, cellular component: autophagosome; cytoplasm. NCBI's taxonomy places the organism in Eukaryota, Metazoa, Arthropoda, Insecta, Hymenoptera, Apidae. Gene Ontology annotation, biological process: protein autophosphorylation; autophagosome organization; autophagy. Gene Ontology annotation, molecular function: protein serine/threonine kinase activity; ATP binding.
CUCGAUAAGUCACCAAAUCAGUAGGCUAAUCGGGUAAAACCAUAAAUUAAUCUAGAAUGCACCGUUUGCCAUGAAAGAAAGGACGAGCUUAUAGCUCGAAUACUGCUGUCACGUCCAUAGCAGUGCGUGCGAUGACUUUCUUCUACGAUCGAGUCGAAUACGUUGUAACCUUUUCCCUGCGCUCGCUGUUGAAACUUAAGUUUUUCAGGUUGAAUAACGUGUUUCAUCGAAUAAUUGCAUACAAUUUAUUGUAUGUAAGAUAUUCAUAAGCAUAGAUGUGGGGUGCCAGAAUUGGAAAGCUUCGUUUGAAAAUUCAAGUUACUACGCCGCUGUUUGCACGAACGAUAAGUAGAGAAGCUCACGUCGUUCUGUCAAGUUAAGUUAACCCCACAGUGUCGUAAUAUUCGGGGCAAAUAUCAGAGUGAAUUACAUACAGUUACCAGGCAAUAUGAGUAUGUCCAGCAUAAGUGAUUAUUCUUUGCUACAAAAAAUCGGCUCGGGAAGUUAUGCGACCGUCUACUCAGCAUUCAAAAAGGAUGGAUGCCGAGAGCUAGUCGCAAUCAAGUGUGUAGACAAAUCGUCGCUCUCUAAGUCGGCUAUCGAUAAUCUCGUCACGGAGAUCUAUCUCCUAAAGAUACUGAGGCACGAGCAUAUCGUCGAGAUGAAGGAUUUCUUUUGGGACAAAGGGUACAUAUACAUCGUGAUGGAGCUCUGCCACGGCGGUGAUUUGUCGAGUUUUAUAAAGAAGAGGCACAAGCUACCUGAACAUAUUUGCCGUAGAUUUUUGCAACAGCUAGCGCUCGCUUUGGAGUAUCUGCGAAAUAAUAAUGUCUCGCACAUGGACUUGAAACCGCAGAACUUGCUGCUAACGAAAAAGUCUCAAUUAACAUUGAAAGUCGGAGAUUUCGGUUUCGCUCAGUACCUCUCGAAUUCCGAGCAGAAAUUUGCGAUUCGCGGUUCUCCGCUUUACAUGGCGCCAGAAAUUUUAAUGAAACGCAAAUACGACGCCCGCGUCGAUUUGUGGAGCAUCGGUGUCAUCAUGUACGAAUGCCUCUUCGGCAAAGCUCCGUACUCUAGCAGUAGCUUUCAGGAACUAGCUGAAAAGAUCAAGGACACCCGACCUAUAGAGUUACCGAGAGGAUCGCACAUAUCGCGCGAGUGCAAGGAUUUAUUGUUGUCCUUGUUGAGGCACAAUCCUGACGAGAGGAUAACGUUCGAUGAAUUCUUUGCUCAUGAGUUUUUGGAUUUCGCUCACGCGCCAACGAAGGAAAAUUAUGAUAAGGCGGCAGAGAUAGUGCAAAAUGCUGUGCGAAUGGACGCGGAGAAAAAUUCGAAGGAAGCGUUUCAUUUAUACUGCGAGGCUCUUAGAUAUUUCAUUCCUAUUGUAACAAGUGAGACUGAUUUAAAGCGGAAGCAGAGUUUGAGGUUACGCAUAAAUGAUUAUAUUAGAAGGGCAGAAGUGCUGAAAGCAUCAUGUAUAGAUAAUAGUAACGAUAAAGAUAAAUGUGAACAGGUAGAAGAUAAACGAAAUUCUUGGACUAUUCCAAGGAUACCAUUUACAAAUAGCGGAUCGUCAUUUGAAUACAAUGAACUACGAAUGCUUAGCAAAAGUACAACAAGCAUGGCGGAUGCGCUCGAAAUAGGAGAAGUCGCCGAACUGUAUGUUGCUGAGGGAAAUUACGCGGUUGCAUUCGAAAAAUUUCAAUCGUGUCUAGGACUGUUGUUACCCCUGUUAUGGAAAGAACCAGCGGGUCGAAGAAAGGACUUAUUGCACAAACAGGUACAAUUUUGGAUGAAAGAAGCCGAAACCAAAGGCCUUUUAGCUGCUAAAGAGACAUAGAAGAGUCCACAGUAAUGUAGCACUGAUACGUUCGAGCAAUGUAUAAUGCAGUGAUUCACAUUUUCCAUUUAAUAUAGAAUGUUAUUUUCACUGGC